AUGGCCAUACAAUCAGCCAUUGAUGAAGCACGUGCGGCUUAUAACAAAACUCACGUGAUCGAGUCCACUUACCCAAACGUCCCGGGUAAAAGCUUGUGGGGUAGCUGCGUUUACUACUUUGACCGGACCGCGUCCACACUUAACAUGGCCCUAAACCCUGACCAUGACCUCCAAUCCACCCCACUAGACGUCCAAACAUGGCUUAGCGCAGGUUUAACCUACAUAACCGUUUGUCACAAAGGGUUUGAGUUGAUUAACAUGACCAACACCAUGUUACCCGUAAUAACUACCAGUUUGACCGAACUAAUAGUCAACUCUUUAGCUAUUAGUGUUACUAUUCCAUCUAGUAAUACUAAUGGGCUUGUUAAUGUGAAUUUUAGCGAUGAAUACAAGCUUGCUGAUUUGGCAAACGAAAAGCCUGACGUUGUGGUGGCUCAACAUAGUUCAGGCGACUUUACAUCCAUUCAAAAAGCGGUUGAUUAUGCGAUGACUCACCGCAUGCCCAGAAAGAGGUUUGUGAUUUACGUGAAAGCUGGUAUUUAUAAUGAAUACGUGGAGAUAGCAGAGACAGUUAAGUAUAUAACGAUGUAUGGUGACGGAAUAAAUAAGACGAUCAUAACCGGUAACCGACAUUGUGGUGGUGACAUGCUCAAGUCCUCAAAGGCUGGUGACUUGCAGGGAUCGGCAACUUUUAGGUGUAAGGUAACUGCCGCACCCGAGCUUAAUCCGAGUAAGUAUGCAAAAGCAUUUCUAGGAAGGCCAUGGUUUAGGCUGAGUCGAACCGUUUAUAUGCAAUCUUUUCUUGAUGGGUUGGUGGACCCACGAGGGUGGCUUGAUAGUUGGGGUCACAAGGAUACUGCUUAUUGUGGAGAGUACAUGAAUUAUGGGCCAGGUUCUUCUACUAAUCAAAGGGUCAAUUGGCCCCAUUACCAUGCCAUAACAGAUCCAAAGACAGCUAAGUUUUUCACGGUGGCCCAUUUCAUUUCGGGUUAUAAUUGGCUUCCUAAAACCGGUGUUCCUUUUACAGCAGGGUUUAAAAACCGUUCCGUUCUACUAAAUUGA
This is a messenger RNA of Helianthus annuus (common sunflower), 1062 nucleotides long. RefSeq names its product pectinesterase 2. Gene Ontology annotation, molecular function: pectinesterase activity; pectinesterase inhibitor activity. Bases 1 to 1062 code for a protein of 353 amino acids. The record is from RefSeq and is a predicted model, not a curated record. Gene Ontology annotation, biological process: cell wall modification. Lineage: Eukaryota; Viridiplantae; Streptophyta; Magnoliopsida; Asterales; Asteraceae. The transcript has 2 exons.